Molecule: messenger RNA, 2787 nt
Organism: Eremothecium gossypii ATCC 10895
Lineage: Eukaryota; Fungi; Ascomycota; Saccharomycetes; Saccharomycetales; Saccharomycetaceae
Gene: VPS3
Product: CORVET complex subunit VPS3
Exons: 1
Coding region: 1-2787 (928 amino acids)
Biological process (GO): vesicle-mediated transport; endosomal vesicle fusion; autophagy
Cellular component (GO): cytoplasm; fungal-type vacuole membrane
Source: RefSeq, marked provisional
AUGCGCCCCUCCAUAUGUACAAGAGUUAUCCUUCUAGGAAUGAAGAACAGUAAUGAGCCGGGUCACAAUGAUGAGGGAUCAAAGAAAGGGGCCGACGUAUUACCUGGUGAUGAUCAUGUGAAGGAUCAAGAAGCUCCACAGCAUAAUAAUACACCCGCAAUGACACUGCUGCACACGGGAUCAGGGCCAUAUUGUGCAUACCCACUGAUCAAAUCAGUACCUUCAGACCUAGAAUACACUUGUUUUACUGCCUAUGACAAAAAUAUAUACCUGGGGACUCGUACUGGUGAGUUAUUGCAUUACUUUGAGCUGGAACCGCUCAACUAUAUGCUGAUAUCCCAGACUACCUUUGAUCCAGGAUCGAAUGCCCCCAUUGAGAAGAUGAAAGUACUGCCAGGCAUAGAAAGGGCCCUAAUACUUUCGCAAAACCAGCUGAAGCUGUACUUGCUGCCAGAAUUUGCACCUGUACCAUAUACACAGCCAAUGGAUGGCGUGACCGAUUUUGCGGUGGCUUCAAAUUUAAGCACCCCAAAACGGUAUCCCAUCUAUGUGAGCUCUGAUGACCGAAUAUAUCUGGUUCAAGUAACCAGUCAAAUGAUGACGAAGGCUAUGAUGCUGGAUUUCCAGUCGGUGAAGAGGUUAUUCACCAGAGGCAACUCGUUGGUAGUUGCCACCAAUAAGGAAUAUCAACUGUUCAACUUAAAAACCAGUGUUACAACGCCUCUUUUUUACGUCAAUGAGAGCGAUAGCCCAGUUGAACCGAUUAUACGGCCCUUUACAAAUACGGAAUUUCUGAUGAGUUGCUCUUCAAGGGAAGCUGAUGCUGCAAUGGCAUUAAUAGUGAACGAAAAAGGUGACCUAACAAGGGGCACGAUAGCCUUUGAAAGGUAUCCGCAUGAUUUACAAGUUAACUUCCCAUUUGUAUUCACCAAUAUGGGGGAUAGAGGAAUUUACGUUUAUAAGGUAGAGGCUGAUUCUCAUGUUCCUAUCGUCCAAAAGAUAAAACAUGGUAGUUCAGAACUCCGUUUGGAUAUAUCCCCAACACCUUAUGAGAUUGUUAAGUCAGAUCAGCGAGAAUUGGUUAUAGAAAAGUUGCGGCUGAUGCCGUUGUAUGCGGCUAAGCCAGCUUUUCGCAUUGAGCAUGAGAGAAUGUUUGUGGAACGGCAGUUCAAGGAAAGCUCGGAUAUUGUAUUGUUCUACUCCGGUGGUCUAUACCUGCUACAAGAAAAACUGGAGUUUCUAGAUCUAGAUAACUACGACGAGAAUACGAUUCCUAUCAUUGAGCGUCUUUUAGAUAAUACUAAGGACGCCACUCCCUUCGAUGCAUUACAAAGGGCAUAUCUACAAACAAUGUUGCUGCUAUUAAGAUUACUUCACUGUGAUAUUUUUGAACAACAAAUGGCAGCGCAGUGGUGCGAUCAUCUUGACCAGGUAGACAUUCGUUUACUUUUAUAUGCCUGUGGUUACAAUAUUUAUGGCGAUCUCUGGAUAUAUAAUGGCCUUCUGAAAUUGAUCAGCGAAAUGCGGAAAAUAAAACUCACGCAUAAGUUUACCGAUUCUAAUGAAAUCAUACGCACUAUCUCUCAAGAUCUAAAGCAUAAGCACCAUAGCAAGCUAAACGAUUCAGAAAAUGUCUACCUAUCAUUUGACAUGAUUCUCUUGAAUAGGGCGUUGGAAAAUGAAGAGGAAGUAUCCAUAAGUGAUUAUAAUUUCGGUAGUCUGCUGACUAUUGCAGCCAAAUUGGAAGAGGAUAGAGAUAAACACUGGCGCGUACUGCUGCAUAUCUAUGAAAAGCUUUCAGAUUUACCCAAACGCCUAGCUUUGAAUAAAGAUUACCGAAGUUCCCACGAAUUUUCCAAAUAUCUGCUCGAACAUGCUAAUGAGCUUGUUCUAGACAAAGAGUACAAGGAAACUGGGUUACUUGCAGAUAUUAUAAUGAUUCUGAAUUCACCGGUAGACGGAAAAGUCCAAGGUUCCAUAGUAUCCAAUAUUUUGGGGUUAUUGGAAAUAGCGCAUAUCGAUAGUAAAACUCUAAUCUCCAGCGUAAAUAACAGUGCGUCCAAAGUUGUCAUCUUGGAGAAAUUGGGUAUCAGAGAUAAUAAUGAGGCGAAUUUUUUAUUCUCGUUUUACAUGGAACAGUUAGAGGCAGAAAUAUCUAGCAAAGAACUUUGGAAUGAUCUCGCGAUAUUGACAACAACAUAUUCACAGGAAUUGCUUUAUACUAAGCCGCCGCUUUCUAAAUAUUUAGAGACUAAGUUGAGCUCUAAUACCAAAUUUGAGGAAUUUAUGGGAUUGAGAGAGAAGAUAAUCAGCCUUCCAUAUGAUAGACUACUUGCAUACCAGAGUAUAUCUAAAAUUGACAUUGGCGAUGUUUUAAUUUUAUUGUUUUUUAAGUUUGAGGAGCUGAUACAGUGUACCACCGAGGGAAAAUUGCUAGAAAUAUUUACAGCUGUCAAUGACUUCAUGUCAAUAGAAAAAUUGGUUUCUGAGGCUACGUUUCUGCAGGUGCUUGAGUUUUACAUGAAUGUUAUGUCCGACAACGCGUUGCUCUCCUACUUCUUACGCCGAAAUUUCCACCGUCUCACACAUACCGAUAUAAUUAUUCAGGUGCUUUCUGUGGUCCCCGAUGAUUGUGAAUUCACAACACUUUCUGAUAAAAUGAUCUCAGUUUUCCGGAAUUAUUAUUGUCAAAAGCAUCAACAGGACAUUUUAAAGGCCCUAUUAAAACACGAACUAAAUAGCAUUUCGACUCUCAUAAAGACAAUAGAUCCAAGUUCGGACAACUAG